AUGGCCAAGAAAGGGAAGGCUAAAAACGGAGCAGCUCCCGCGGAGGGAGGACAGGAAGUGGCAACGCCAGCACCAGCCACAACCAACACGCCACUGAAUCCAGUUAGACCGGCCCCGGAAAAGCCAGCCAAGGAAGAAGAGGCUGCAAAGCCGGCUGCUCCUGCUGCUGCUCCCCAACAGAAGAAACCCGAAGUCGUAGCACCAACAUCGGCCCCGGAAAAUGAAGUGGAGGGUGAAACGGCGGGCGAAUCGAAGCGCAAGAAUAGCCGCCGCAAUCGUAAGAAGAAGACCGGAGAAGCUGUAACUCCAGAACAGCAGGCACGCGAAGCGGAAUCGAACACUCUCUUCAAUCAGAAAAAGCGCCUGCGCAAGAAGCGCUCCAAGCUGGCCCGCGCUUUGGAGCUGGCCGAGUCGAGUGGUAACGCGCAAAAGGCCGCCUUGGAGGAGGCCGCAUCCGGUGAGGCGGGGCUGUCGCCCGAGGAGCUUCGCAAGCGGUUGGAAGUUGUGGAGAAUCUAUUGAAGCACGUGCAGGCCAAGUCGCUGGAGGAGCAGAAGAAGGUCGAAACCUUGAAGAGUACCGCCAAAGCACCGGCACCGGCGCCGAAGUCCGAGGACAAGAAGGAAGAGAAGAAGCCCCGCAAGGAGUCGGAAUCGUCCUCGAAGAAUUUGACCAGCGAGAAGGUGCGCAAGGAGGCGGAUGUCAAGAAGCUGGCUACUGAGAAGGUUCAGAUUCAGAACGAAGCGAAACGGUUGGCGGAGGAGAAGGCCCGGAAGGAGCAGGAGAUGAAGAAGCUGCUGGAGGAGAAGGCAAAGAAGGACGCCGAAGCGAAGGCACUGCUAGAGGAGAAGGCCGCUCGGGAUGCGGAAUUGGCUCGGCUUACGCAAGCCAAGGCACGCGUCGAAGUGGUGGAGCAGAAGAUUAACGAACUCGAUCAGAAAGUCCAACAGCGGAAGGAAACGGAGGAGGUGAAGCCGACCCAGCCCGGAAGCCCGAAGCAGAAAAAGGAACAGGCACGCACGCGAAAGGAUUCCGAAUCAAGCAAGAAGAAGGAGGCUGAAGAAAAGUCCAAGAAGGAAGGAGAAGAGAAGCUCAAGAAGGAAGCGGAAGAGAAGGCGAAGAAAGAAGCAGCAGAUAAGGCAAAGAAGGAAGCGGAAGAAAAAGCAAAGAAGGAAGCCGCGGAAAAGGCCAAGAAGGAAGCGGAAGAGAAGGCAAAGAAGGAAGCCGGCGAAAAAGCCAAGAAGGAAGCGGAGGAAAAGGCCAAGAAGGAAACCGCGGAAAAGGCCAAGAAGGAAGCGGAAGAGAAGGCCAAGAAGGAAGCAGCGGAAAAGGCCAAGAAGGAAGCGGAAGAGAAGGCCAAGAAGGAAGCAGCGGAAAAGGCCAAGAAGGAAGCGGAAGAGAAGGCAAAGAAGGAAGCCGCGGAAAAGGCCAAGAAGGAAGCGGAAGAGAAGGCUAAGAAGGAAGCAGCGGAAAAGGCCAAGAAGGAAGCGGAAGAGAAGGCCAAGAAGGAAGCAGCGGAAAAGGCCAAGAAGGAAGCAGAAGAAAAGGCCAAGAAGGAAGCAGCGGAAAAGGCUAAGAAGGAAGCGGAAGAAAAGGCCAAGAAGGAAGCAGCAGAAAAGGCCAAGAAGGAAGCGGAAGAGAAGGCAAAGAAGGAAGCAGCGGAAAAGGCUAAGAAGGAAGCCGAAGAAAAGGCAAAGAAGGAAGCAGAAGAAAAGGCAAAGAAGGAAGCCGCAGAAAAGGCCAAAAAGGAAGCAGAAGAGAAGGCCAAGAAGGAAGCUGCGGAAAAGGCAAAGAAGGAAGCGGAAGAGAAGGCCAAGAAGGAAGCGGAAGAAAAGGCGAAGAAAGAUACUGAGGAAAAACUGAAACAGGAAGCAGCGGAAAAGGCAAAGAAACAGGCUGAAGAGGACGCCAAGCGGAAACAGGCCGUCGAGCCGGCCAAGCAACAACCACAGCAACAGCAGCAGCAGCAAAAUGGAUCGGCACCAACGACCCCUACGCAAGACAAACCGGUCGCCCCAAAGCAGGACCCUAAAAACAAUAAGAAAAACAACAAACGAACGCCCAAGAACAGUGUCUCCGAGGACGAGAAGAGCGCAACCAAAGGAACCGGUUCAAAAAACGGACCAAGCGGCGAUUUUGCCUCCUCUGCUGAACCCGUACCGGUAGCAAAAUCGCAGGAACUCCAGUCAGCACCAGCGCCAGCACCGAAGGCCCCGGAAGCGGCGGCCCCGGCCAAUGUCAAGGCAGCUCCAAAGCCAUCUAAUGGAAAACCAGCAGCACCGGCAUCGCCACCUGCCAAUGCAAAGCCACAGACUGCUCCUGCCGCCACCACCAAAACUCCGGAGAAACCAGCUCAACCGCCCAAGACUGCAGCGCGUAGCUCGCCACCAAAGACCACUGCCAAGGCUCCGUCACCACCGAAAACUCCCGCACCUGCACCCUCGUCAAAGGCCGCUGCCAAGCCGAGUACACCUCCCGCCACUAAGAAGCCGGAUCCUCCACCAAAGCCCGAGUUCCUGAAGAAGAAGUCACCCUCGGUGGAGAAGGAGAAAGCACCCGCUCCGAAAGCUGCCGCUCCAGCACCAACACCGGCCGCAGCACCCGCCCCGAGCUCAGCACCUGCCUCUCCCGCCCCAGCACCAGCGACAGCUCCAGCACCAGCUCCGGUACCAGCACCGGUCCCUGUUGCAGACCCGGCAGUCGCUGCCCGGUUGACCGACGAUGCACUCAACGGACAGAAGAAACCCGCCUCAACGCCAUCGGCCGCCGCGGCCAGUGCAGCUGCUGCCGCCGCCGGCAACACCAACAAACCGAAACCAGUACAGAAGAAACCGGAGGUUCCACCGAAGCCGGACGUGCACAACAAGAGCGCCGCCAAGAUGAAGACCCCGAUCAAGCAGCCGAGCGGCAAGGCGUCCUCGACGUCUGAUUGCAGGUCGCCGGCAGCAACGGAGCUAAGUAGGACGGAAGCAUUUAAGAAGAACAUGGACAUUAUAUCGACCAUCGCGGACGUCCUGCUAUCGUACCCACGCUCUAAGCGGAACCGAGCGGAGGGCGCCACCAACUCCAACGAUCCACCCACCGCCAAGAGUUCCUUCGAUCCUUCCUCCUUCAGCCAGCAAACUCCCGCUUCACUCUUUUCAGCCCUCUUUCCCACGCAAUCAUCCGGUGGUUCGAAAGAUCAUCCACCAUCCGCUUCCGAUCCUCAGGCAAGCAACAGCGAGUCAUCCGAACCCAGCACUAGCGGCGAUGCGAAGAAACAGAAAUCGAAACUCGAUCUGGAACGCAUCCUGCGCAUACUUCAAUCGACGCAGCCGAACGCUCCACGGCCCGUAGAGGGUGGUGGACAAUCAUCGACAUCACCGGCAGGUCCAUCGACAAGCAAACCCUCCGAGACAACAACCGAUGGAGCUCCGGAGAAUCCAUUCGGAUCGUUUCUAACGAAGGACGCAAUCCGUGCACUGAUGCCUACCUUGCAGGAGGUGAACGUCAAAUUUAACGUGGAGAAGCAGCUGGAGGCACUUAACGCGACGGCAGCCAUGGCGAAGCUUCUUCCCAAAACUCUCCCCCCGGGAACCGAUACCACCGAGGAGGAUGAACUUGAGGAAGAUCUGCUCGACGAUGAUGCGGAAGAUACGAUCGAGUACAAGUUCACACCUCGGCCGGUCUUCAUAGCUACCAUCUGUCAGGUGUGCAAGAACCCUCUGAAGACCUUCUUCCACUGUGAACGAUGUCGGAUGGUGUCGUACUGCGGCGAGGAGCAUCGUCGUGUCGAUCAACCACCACAUCGGGAUCUUUGUGCGGUACUGUGCGAAAUUGCUUCAAUGCGAGGAGGACACAUCUACCAGUUGGCCCGGAAGCUCAACGUUCAGGAGUACCGUAGCCUGCGCGUUCAAACGCUCAACCAGAUCGAGCUGACGCUCAAGCGACCCCUGCAGGCGUUCGAGCGCGAGAUUGUACUGUUCCCACGCAUCUGCCUCCAGCCGAACUGUCGCGCCUGGAACCAGGAGCUGCUCACGGAGUGCAAAGACUGUCGGCAGGUGUCGUACUGCGCCAACGAACCGACACACCUGCAGGAAUCGCACAGUCGCUGGUGCAAGGCGUACCUGCUCUUCCAGAAGUUGAUCCUCCGGCAACGCAUUCUCGGCCGCAUCGAGCCCGUCCUUCCAUCGCGUAUCAUCUCCAAACCGACCCCGCUGGCGGCGAACAUCGACGAAACGUUCAAGCAACUGUACAAGAACUCCUCUGCUCUUCGGGAUGAAUGUGUGUACGCGGUGCUGUCCCAGAUAGCGACGGCUCCGCUGACCGCCCUGUACGCGUACCAGCAGACUGGUCUACCGUUCGGGAAAACAUUCACCAUCCACCUCGUUGGAGCCGAACUGCAGUUCGAGGGCGACACACUGGACAAGUGGGAAGCGUUCUUCCUUCACCUCGUACCGGAAGUCGCAGUUCUGCGCGUCGUGUUCGUUGGCCCGGAGUUGAACGUGGAAAAUCUACCCAUCGACAUCAUAAGCCGCAUACGAAUGUGCCGUACCUGCCGUACAAAGUGUCGCGUGGUCGCAUUCGAUUUCCAGUGUCGCACGAUGUACCACGACUACCGGCACAGCUCCCGAUAUCAGCGACCGGAUCUGAUCUGCUUCUUCAACCCGGGACUGCAUCGUUUCACCGGCUACGCAGGGCUCGACAGUUGGCCACAAACGAUCCGCACCGCGUCCGAUGCCGGCUGCCCGAUGCUGGUGACGGCGUACACCGAGCUCGAGUCUCCGCUUGACCUGGAGCGACUCCUGCGCGAGUCGUCCCGAGCGCUGAAAGUUAUCCGUCCACCGUCGGUGAAUCCCUUCGGUUCGAAGCGACCCGAUCGUAACUUCAUUUCGGAUGAAACGGCCCCGAUGAUCUUCAAAAACUAUUUCUAUUUUGUGGUGCAAUAA
Messenger RNA from Anopheles coustani, 4926 nucleotides. Its product is annotated as axoneme-associated protein mst101(2)-like. Bases 1 to 4926 code for a protein of 1641 amino acids. NCBI's taxonomy places the organism in Eukaryota, Metazoa, Arthropoda, Insecta, Diptera, Culicidae. The record is from RefSeq and is a predicted model, not a curated record. Gene Ontology annotation, cellular component: extrinsic component of mitochondrial inner membrane. The transcript has 6 exons.